Plenodomus lingam JN3 is the source of this 1746-nucleotide messenger RNA. The record is from RefSeq and is a predicted model, not a curated record. Lineage: Eukaryota; Fungi; Ascomycota; Dothideomycetes; Pleosporales; Leptosphaeriaceae.
AUGGGCUUCGAUUAUGCACUUGUUCAUCUCAAGUACACAAUUCCACCAGCAGUGCUCCUGACGCUGUUGUACCGUCCGCUCCUCACCAAGAUCGACGUCUACAAGGUCGCCUUCUUGGUAACAAUUGCUGUAGUUGCGACUAUUCCAUGGGACUCGUAUCUUAUCCGCAAUCGCAUCUGGAGCUAUCCCGACCAUGUCAUUAUUGGACCGACGCUCUUUGAUAUUCCCCUUGAGGAGGUCUUCUUCUUCGUUGUGCAAACAUACAACACCUCGCUGCUCUAUCUGGUACUCAGCAAACCAACAUUUCAGCCCGUCUACCUGUGCACGGAACGCGAUGAAUUACACGGAUCCUGGCGCUUGAAGAGGCUCAUUGGCCAGGCCAUUUUGCUUGGCGCAAUUGCGUGGGGUUGGUUUUGUGUUCGGGAACGAGGCCUAGGAACAUAUACUGGCCUUAUACUUAUCUGGGCAGGGCCCUUCUUGCUGCUCCUAUGGAGUCUGGCAUAUCAGUUCAUCAUCGGUCUGCCUUUCACGAAUACACUAUUACCGAUUGUGCUACCUACGCUAUACCUCUGGAUUGUGGAUACGCUGGCCUUGCGUAGAGGUACAUGGGUCAUCAGCCCAGGAACCAAAUUUGGUGUGCAUCUCUGGGAUGGAUUGGAGAUUGAGGAAGCCUUGUUCUUCCUUCUCACAAACGUUCUCAUCGUGUUUGGACAGCUAGCGUUUGACAAUGCUCUCGCUGUUCUCUACGCCUUUCCACACUUGUUCCCUGAUCCAUCCCUGUUGCCAUCACCCGCGACACUGAUACGCUCACUACUCACUUCGUGCGCACAGUAUGAUGAAGCGCGUCUUACUGGUUUUCGGGAGGCUGUCUCCCGCUUGAAGCGCAAGAGCCGUAGUUUCUACCUCGCCUCAUCCACAUUCCAGGGUCCGUUGCGAAUGGACCUUUUGUUGCUCUAUUCCUUCUGUCGCGUUGCGGAUGAUCUCGUAGAUAAUGCUGCGACUACCGAAGAGGCAAGACAAUGGAUCGCUAAGCUGCACAAGUUCUUGGACAACGUUUACAGAAAGGAUGUUGUAUGCUCGUCUGUGACCGAUCAGGUCCGCAAAGAGUUCCCACUGGACACGCAUUCCGCCCUUCUCCAACUUCCAUGUUGCAAGUUAUCCGCAGAACCACUGCGGGAUUUGCUGCGCGGAUUUGAGAUGGAUCUCGAGUUCAACAGUACCUCUCCAAUACAGAGUACUGAAGACUUGGUGCUGUACUCGGAGAGAGUAGCUGGUACCGUAGCCCAAAUGUGCAUCCAACUCAUCUUCCACCUGUACCCGAGUUCGCUUACCGCUGAAAAGCGACAUAAGGUUGUUGCCGCUGGAAACAGCAUGGGUGUUGCGUUGCAAUAUGUCAACAUUGCACGUGAUAUAGGCGUGGACGCAAAGAUUGGUCGUGUAUACCUACCGACCGAUUGGCUCUCGGAAGUAGGCUUGAACUGUGAUACGGUACUGAAGGAUCCCAAGGAUCCCCGCAUCGAGGCACUCCGCGGGCGACUGUUGGAUGAUGCCUUCUCGUUCUAUGAAGAGGCCAAACUCGCCAUCGCGCAGCUACCUAUCGAAGCACAGGGACCCAUUCGUGUUGCAGUCGAGAGCUACAUGGAGAUUGGGAGGACGUUGAAGCAAGAUGGCUUCAUUGUCAAGGCUGGGCGUGCAACUGUCCCGAAGUGGCGGAGAGUUUUGGUUGCAUGGAGGACCUUGAAUUGA